AUGUCUAUAGAGAUUUUUCUGUGCCUGAAUCAGUUCCAUGUUUGGUUGUUGCUAUUUGCUUCCUACCCACAUAUAAUGAGUAAAGACAACUUACUCCACAUUAACAUAAACAUGAAAAUCACCUUGUUCUCUGAACUGGGUGUUGGGAUCUCAGCUAACAGUUUCCUCAUUUUUGCCCACCUCUGCAUGUUCCUUGGAGAGAACAUGCCUAAGCCCAUUGAUCUCUACAUUGUUUUCUUGUCCCUAACCCAACUAAUGCUGCUUGUAACUAUGGGCCUUAUAGCUGUGGACAUGUUUAUGUCUGGGGGCAGAUGGGAUUCUACCACAUGCCAAUCCCUUAUCUAUUUUCAUGGACUUUUGAGAGGACUCUCCCCUUCUGCUACCUGUCUGCUCAAUGUCCUUUGGACAAUCACCCUUAGUCCUAGAAGCUCCUGUUUAACAAAGUUUAAACAUAAAUCUCCCCAUCACAUCUCAUGUGCCUUUUUUUUCCUCUGUGUCCUAUAUAUGUCUUUUACCAGUCACCUUUUCAUAUCAAUUAUUGCUUCCCCCAAUUUGACCUUAGAUAAUUUUAUGUAUGUUACUCAGUCCUGCUCACAUCUACCUAUGAGUUACUACAGAAAAAGUAUGUUUUUCAUAGCUAUAGCCAUCAGGGAAGCUUUUCUUAUCAGUCUUAUAGCCCUGACUAGUGGGUACAUGGUGGCUCUCCUAUGGAGGCACAAGAAGCAGGCCCAGCAUCUUUACAGCACCAGCCUUUCUUCAAAAGCAUCCCCAGAGCAAAGGGCCAGCAGGACCAUUCUGUUGCUCAUGAGCCUCUUUGUGGUACUCUACAUUUUGGAAAAUGUUGUCUUCCACUCAAGAAUGAAGUUCAAGUAUGGCUCAACAUUCUACUGUGUCCAAAUUAUUGUGUCCCAUAGCUAUGCCACAGUCAGCCCUUUCAUGUUUAUUUGCACUGAAAAGCGUACAAUUAAUUUUUGGGGGUCGAUAUGUGGCCGAAUGUAA
Arvicanthis niloticus (Nile rat) is the source of this 999-nucleotide messenger RNA. Its product is annotated as vomeronasal type-1 receptor 53-like. Gene Ontology annotation, cellular component: membrane. Gene Ontology annotation, biological process: G protein-coupled receptor signaling pathway. NCBI's taxonomy places the organism in Eukaryota, Metazoa, Chordata, Mammalia, Rodentia, Muridae. Gene Ontology annotation, molecular function: pheromone receptor activity. The record is from RefSeq and is a predicted model, not a curated record.